Molecule: messenger RNA, 1473 nt
Organism: Saxophila tyrrhenica
Lineage: Eukaryota; Fungi; Ascomycota; Dothideomycetes; Mycosphaerellales; Extremaceae
Exons: 1
Coding region: 1-1473 (490 amino acids)
Source: RefSeq, a predicted model, not a curated record
AUGGCAGCUCAGAGGAAGCGAAAGCACGUUGCGGAAGAACAACCUCCCAACCACCAACACGGCAUCAAAGCGUUCGGGACCAUUGGAAAGGCGCAUGACGCGAACGACGUACAGAAGAAGAGGAAGACAGCGCAUGUACCUGAUGACAAGAAGGCAAUUUUACAACAGGAGGCAAAGCUACCUAAGAACAAGCGGAAGCGCGCUCUGGAUCAGGACGAGGACGAUUCCGCGGCAGGGAGCGCAUUCACGGUUCAGCCUAUCGACUCCAAGCAAAGUAGUUUGCCGACGGCCUCUACACCACGCAAUAAACGGUUCAAGAACGUGCAGCCACCAUCUUCCAAGGAAACACCUAGCAAAAGCACAGCAGAUCUGUUCCGCAACAUGAAGCUGGAGAAGCCUUCAGCUCCCAUUCCAUUCGCACUCAACGCUGGACAACUUGCGUAUGGCACUCCACCAAAAACGCCAGAGCCAAACAUGGACGACUCCAGCCAACUACCGCCGGAGCUCAUGGAUCUUGUAUCACUACAUUCAGCAUUCCUCUCUGCGCUGUCGAUGUACUAUGCACACAACGGGACUUCGUCACCUGCAGAAGUCAAAGCACUUCUCCCGAACAUCACCAAGCACUGGAAGAAGCGGGCGGUGUCUAUGGAUGAUUUGCGGACGCUGCUGGCAGUGGAGCAACAAGUGGAACCUGAGUUUCUGUUGAAGGAUUUUGGGCGAGCUGGCAUCCGCUUGGUGAAGUCUGCUCCUCGUGGGAGAGCUAUCAAGCGCUCUGCGAGUUAUAUCGACGAAGUGGACACGAACGCACGGUUUGAGAAUGCUCUUCAGGACAGGUGGUCCAGUUGGUUAGCUGGUGCACCCAAGGAGAGCUGCCGAGCCAGCACAUUUCUGGACCAGCUCCCUCUUGCUGAAGUCGAAAAGGCCGCGUCUGUGGAGAAAGCAGCGCCAAUGUUCGCUCGUGGCCAGCAAAGACUCGCAGACUUGAAAGCCAGCCAAGCACCCACCACCUCAGACACAAGCAGCACCACAUCCGUCAGCACCGAGCAGAAAUCCACUGCCGCCGUCCAGAACCGUGGCACGAGCCUUCUAGACCGCAUUCUUGCAAAGCAAGCCCUCACAUCAACCCUCCCAGCAGGCCCCACGCGAGACCAACUCGAGCGCAAAGCAGCACUCCAACGCAUCGAAGACGUGGCGCGCGUACUCGAGCUUCUCGCCGCUGGCCGGCCACGCUGCUCUUUCAGCAUGCAGGGACUGAGCCAGCAGGUUCGACAAAGCUUGCGGAACCCAAUCAGCAAGGAGGAGAUCGAGCGGUGUUUCGAUCUUAUGGCGACUGAGAUCACGCCAGGAUUUGUUGGGUUGGUGAAGAAUGGCGCUGUCACGGGCGUCGUAAUCACGAAGAGCGGCAAGGUCGGGUCGGAGGAGCUGAGACAGCGGGUGAAGAAUGCUUGCGAGGCGAUGCCGUCGAGGGUGUGA